This is a messenger RNA of Panicum hallii, 1658 nucleotides long. RefSeq names its product gibberellin 20 oxidase 2-like. The transcript is spliced from 3 exons. Gene Ontology annotation, molecular function: gibberellin 20-oxidase activity. NCBI's taxonomy places the organism in Eukaryota, Viridiplantae, Streptophyta, Magnoliopsida, Poales, Poaceae. Bases 68 to 1327 code for a protein of 419 amino acids. Gene Ontology annotation, biological process: unidimensional cell growth; response to light stimulus; flower development. The record is from RefSeq and is a predicted model, not a curated record.
CUCCCCUGCUACAAAUACCCCCACCGGCCCGGACUGGCCCCCCGCACACUCGCAGCUCGCGCAUCCCAUGGUGUCCCAAGCACAGCAAGAGCCAGCUCUGCCUCGCAGCAGCAGCAUCGCCAAGCGCGCAGCCGCCGCGUCCAUGGACGCCAGCCCGGCCCCGCCUCUCCUCCUCCGCGCACCGACCCCCAGCAUUGACCUCCCCGCGGCCAAGCAGGACAGGGCCGACGCGGCCAGCAAGGCGGCCGCCGUGUUCGACCUGCGCCGGGAGCCCAAGAUCCCGGCGCCGUUCGUGUGGCCGCACGACGACGCGCGCCCGACCUCGGCCGCGGAGCUGGGCGUGCCGGUGGUGGACGUGGGCGUGCUGCGCAAUGGCGACCGCGCGGGGCUGCACCGCGCCGCGGCGCAGGUGGCCGCGGCGUGCGCGACGCACGGGUUCUUCCAGGUGUGCGGGCACGGCGUGGACGCGGCCCUGGCGCGUGCCGCGCUGGACGGCGCCAGCGACUUCUUCCGGCUGCCGCUGGCCGAGAAGCAGCGAGCCCGGCGCGUCCCGGGCACCGUGUCCGGGUACACGAGCGCGCACGCCGACCGGUUCGCGUCCAAGCUCCCGUGGAAGGAGACCCUCUCCUUCGGCUUCCACGACGGCGCCGCGUCGCCCGUCGUCGUCGACUACUUCGCCGGCACCCUCGGCCAGGAUUUCGAGCCAAUGGGGCGCGUGUACCAGAGGUACUGCGAGGAGAUGAAGGCUCUGUCGCUGACGAUCAUGGAGCUGCUGGAGCUGAGCCUGGGCGUGGAGCGCGGCUACUACCGGGAGUUCUUCGAGGACAGCCGCUCCAUCAUGCGGUGCAACUACUACCCGCCGUGCCCGGAGCCGGAGCGCACGCUGGGCACGGGCCCGCACUGCGACCCCACCGCGCUGACCAUCCUCCUCCAGGACGACGUCGGCGGGCUGGAGGUCCUUGUCGACGGCGAGUGGCGCCCCGUCCGCCCCGUCCCCGGCGCCAUGGUCAUCAACAUCGGCGACACCUUCAUGGCGCUGUCGAACGGGCGGUACAAGAGCUGCCUCCACCGCGCGGUGGUGAACCGGCGGCAGGAGCGGCGGUCGCUGGCCUUCUUCCUGUGCCCGCGCGAGGACCGGGUGGUGCGCCCGCCGGCCAGCGGCGCCGUCGGCGCGGCGCCCCGCCGCUACCCGGACUUCACCUGGGCCGACCUCAUGCGCUUCACGCAGCGCCACUACCGCGCCGACACCCGCACGCUGGACGCCUUCACACGCUGGCUCUCCCACGGCCCGGCCCAGGAGGCGGCGGCGGCUCCCUGCAGCACCUAGCGGCCGGCGCGCGAACCGAGCCAAAAGAAGGAUCGCUUUCGCCGGGGCCGGGGGCCCGCGCGGGGGUUUUCAGCCCACGUGCGCGCCCAGGUGGGGCGGGCCCCGCGCCGCCUUCCCAUUUUUGGACGCUGCCGCGCGCGCGCGUGCCGGAUGCGUGCGCCGACGGCCUACUGCUAUUGCUACUAGUGUACAUAUACAAACAUAUAUAUAUACAUAUUAUAUAUAUAAGCAAGCGCUUUUUUUCUUUGUUGUGUCUCCACUCUUCAAUCGCUUGCUGUUGAUGGAUGGAUGGAUCAAUGUUUGUUCGCAAGCAAAGCACGUAAUUUUUUUU